CUCGUGUCACGUGAAAUGAUCACCUCUUCUGUGGCUAUACCUUGAGAUAGAAGAAGUUUGUUCCACCUUCACCUGCGCCGUCGUUAUGAGCCACACGUCCAAAAUGUCAGAUAUGUCUGACCCCGAUGUGAUGCCGGAGCUUGAACGUGAAAAGGAGCCAGUGGCAGAGAAGAGGAGCAGUGGCAGUGGCGAAAAAAAAGAGACAAGCGCUAUCGAACAAGAGCUAUUCAUAAUAGCACUCUACGCUAUAGGAGCUCUGGCAUUUGGAGCUGGUAUCGCCAUCAUAGUGUUCCAUCGAAAAGGUAAACCACCUGUCGAUGGCAAUUACACAGAGGACAACGAACCGGGGACUCGUACAGCUCCAUCCCCAGAAGACGACGAAGAGGUCUAUGAAAUAAAAACACUAUGUGGCACCGACGACUGCAACUACAUGCGCUGGCUGAUCAGUAUGUCUGUCGACACGGCAAAGAAUCCGUGCGAUAAUUUUUUUACCUAUGUCUGCGCCGGUGCUAUGGAGCAUUUCAAAGGGGUAUCAAACAUGCUAUAUUUCGUGACCCUCCAGAAUAUGCAAGCAAUUGAGAUGUGGUUCAGAAACGCCUCCCCUCCGGCUCAAAGACAAAGCGCCUUCCAGAAAGCCGUCAAGUUGUAUCAAUCGUGUCUAGAAGAUCCGCAGUCAAGCAAGACAGGAAUACAAGAAAUUCUAAGAAAUUUAGGCUUGUCAUUGACACAAGAGUUGAACUUUGAACCGCUUGAUAUGCAAGUGAGGUUUCUGUUUGAAGGACAUUCGGCGAUAUACAUCAUGACUCCAGCACCGUCUCGCAGCCAGAACGACAUCUUCCUCGACGUUCGUGUAUCUACUAUUUUUGAUUCGUUUCGCUCGGUUAAGCCUGGCAGUGCAACGGAACGCAGAAUAAUUUAUCAAAAGGUGUUACACUGGGUAUUCGAAGGUUUAAAUCUCGACGACAAGGUUAUGGAUGACGUUCUACAAGCGGAAGACAAAGUGUACGUCGUCUCCAGCAACCAGGCGUACGGAGACAAACGUUACAGAUUUGGAAUGUCUAACAUCGAUUAUUUUGCCGGCAAAGACCGGGGACUAUCCGAACGGUGGAAAAAGAGCCUACAAAAAUGGUCAAAGUCGCUCUUCCCCGGAAGAUAUCAAAUUCAGAUGACUUUAAACGAUAUACACCUACUCUAUAAUUUAUUUGGCAGCAAAGCAUUGAUAAGCACCGAAGACAUCCGGACAUUUUUUGCAUGGAGAACAACGUGGUACCUCUACAAUAUAUCUGGAGUAACCAUGGCAAAUGAGAAGGCCAGUGAGGAUAGCCGACAAAUGCCUAACUCACGUCUUAUAUUUAUUCAAGAUUGUAGCGCCGAUGAAGACGUUGUUAGAGAAGGUAAACCAGUCAACGGUAGAUGCUGUAGAACGGAUGACGAAUGA
Ornithodoros turicata is the source of this 1438-nucleotide messenger RNA. RefSeq lists its product as uncharacterized. Gene Ontology annotation, biological process: protein processing. Gene Ontology annotation, cellular component: plasma membrane. The transcript has 2 exons. Gene Ontology annotation, molecular function: metalloendopeptidase activity. Lineage: Eukaryota; Metazoa; Arthropoda; Arachnida; Ixodida; Argasidae. Bases 86 to 1438 code for a protein of 450 amino acids. The record is from RefSeq and is a predicted model, not a curated record.